Messenger RNA from Phanerochaete carnosa HHB-10118-sp, 4144 nucleotides. RefSeq lists its product as uncharacterized. The record is from RefSeq and is a predicted model, not a curated record. Lineage: Eukaryota; Fungi; Basidiomycota; Agaricomycetes; Polyporales; Phanerochaetaceae. The coding region runs from base 665 to 4144 and encodes 1159 amino acids. The transcript is spliced from 11 exons.
GAUAACAACUCGUUGACAGUGCGGUCUCUGCGAACACCUCCCAGAAGAGAGGGAACAAGACUAAUACCCAACGUGCCUUCUCCGUCCUCGCACAAAUGGCGUGCACUGAGCUUGACGCUGCGGAAAAAAUGAAGCCGACAGGGCGUAACCCACGCAGGUCCGACGAGAGCACAACGCCUGAGCGCACCCUUGUCGUCCGCAACAAAACUGAUAAUUAGAGCAAUGGGUCCGGUAGGCAAUCGUUUAUCGUGGCCGACUUGCGAGAAAGCUCUUCAAUCGUACACUCGAAGGCUAGGCACAGCCAGGAGGAAUAAGCGAAUGACCUACGUGUUAAGUCACGAACACAUACCAAGCUCAGGGCGGCGCGUGUCAUGGUAAGGUCACGGGACCGCGUACCGUUUUCGUGGAAUGUGACGCGCCCCUUUCGACUCUUUGCCCCUCUCCUCCUCCCGCUCACCACCCGUCCUCUUGGCUUCUUGUUCUCGCACGGACAAAUAACUUCCUAUUAUUGGUGUUAGCCUGCGGACACCGAGGCCCUAACGGUUCGAGAAUUGUUACAAUCCCCCUAGACCCCAUCCUGCCAAGUUACUAUCGCAAGCCAUUGCCAUAAUUACCACAAAAAUCAACACGUAAAGCCGAUCUAGUUCGAGUUACUAGGCACAGAAUGUCUGAAAAACCUCAGCUGAACGAGGUGCUGGACAUCGCAGUGAGUCGCUACACGAACGCGGAUGCUGGUCGGACGACAAGACUAACUCUGGCUAAGGGCGACUUCGAUGUUGCCUUGCAGGAAAACAAGAACAACUUCCGAGCAGCCUUCUCUUUCAAUAAAGCAUAUGCUGAUGCUCCUAACCCUGCCCUCAAACUAUCCGACCUCGGCAUCGUUGGACUUCCCCUGAGUACGCGAGACGCAGAAGCCAUCAAGUCGCGUAGGAUACAAGCACCGUUCGGUAUGGGAGAGCGGACAGUGGUUGAUAAAACUGUGCGGGAUACCUGGGAGAUGGACGCGAAACUGGUGUCGUUUGCUAAUCCAAAGUGGAACCAAUAUCUUUCUGGGGUCGUAGGGGAGGUGUGUGAAACACUUGGCGUCAACAUUGCAGCCAGCAAACCGCGCGCAGAGCUGUACAAGUUACUGUUAUACGAGACCGGCUCCCACUUCCUUCCGCACGUCGACACUGAGAAAGCUGACGGCAUGUUUGCGACCAUCGUUGUUGUCCUUCCGUCAUACUUCACCGGCGGCGCUGCCCACCUUUCCUUUGGCGACCUCUCCACCGUGUACGAUUGUUCGCCCAGGUCUCAGCUCGAAACGUCAGUAUUAGCCUGGUACACCGAUGUCACGCACGAAAUAAAGCCCAUCACCUCAGGAUACCGUCUCGCUCUCUCCUACAACUUGAUUCACACAACACAGUCCUUACGCCCUGCGCUCGCCACACACGACAGCGUGACCGAGAAGCUCACGCGCGUGCUCCUCGCAUGGCGCGACGACAAGGGCGCGCGCACGCCGGAAAAGCUCCUGUAUCUCCUCGACCACAAGUACAGCGAGGCGAACCUGAAGGCGGGUGCGCUCAAGGGCGUCGACGCGCAGAAGGUCGCGCUUUUGGACGUGCUCGCGCGCAAGCACGGCUUCCGGAUGGGCCUCGCGAACGCGCACUGCCGCCUCUCGGGGUACGCGGAGGACUGCGGCGGCGGAUACUACCGCCGCGACCGGCGCGGGUGGUACGACAGGUUCGAUGACGACGACGAUGACGUGGAGUUUGCGGAGGUCGAGAGCCGCGAGAUGACGAUCGAGCACUUUGUCGACCUCGACGGAGACCUGAUCUCGAAGCAGCUCGAGUUCAACGAGGAGGAAGAGACGAUACCCGCUGACCUAGCGGACAACGUCGAGUCCGGCCCGCAUGACGGACAGGAUUACGAGGGCUACAUGGGCAACGGUGCAGGCUCGCUCGAACGGUGGUAUCGCCGCACGGUGCUCGUCAUCUGGCCCGCGCGGAACAACUACAAGGUGCUCUACGAGGGCGACUCCGGCUUCAAACACGCCGUCGAGGACCUGUACGAGGAGCACGAGCCCGAGGCGGAGAACGAGCUCAUCGAGUUUGUGCUCGCGAACCGUGCGAGCGGGCCCUGCGACGCCGCGGAGGCAGUCUGCUUGUGUGCGCUGGCCAGGAACGAUGUCGCGCAGUGGCAGCGGGCAGUCGCGGCGUGCGCGGAGGGCGCGGGGGGCGUGGAGGGGGGUGUGCGGGUUGUCGACGACGAGAUCUGGGCGAGGGCGCUCGAGAAGUGGGGUUGGGAGUCCGUGAGACCGAGCUUCGAGCUGAUGUUGAAGCAUGAUCGUGGGAACGCGACCCGGCUACAGUUCCUCGAGACUCUGGCGGGCGAGCCCUGGAAGCCGAUUGAUACCGAUGAGGAUACGGUUAAGGCGGUCCACGCGGAGUUACAGCCCUGGGCGGCGGCGCAGGCCCACGAAGUGCUCAAGACCCUGAAGAUACCGACUGUGGCCGAGUGUCCGGCUCUGCUCAAGGCUGCGCACGAGGGCGGUGGGCUGUCAUGCCUCAAGGACGUUAUGCUUCCACAGUUCCUGCCCACCGCUUCUGAAGACGUCCUGCGCGAGCUCGCAGCCCAACUUUUUGCGGCAGAGUUCUUCCCAGAGUCUACAGAGAAGACUACAACGAUAUCCACCUUACUCAGCGCGGGUAUUGCCAAGGCCACGUUUUUCAAGCCCCCACCGCCUCAGCCGGCGCACUACCGCUCUUGGAACCUACCAUCGCAGCCACAGGCGCUAGCUGGUGACCAUGCAGAGCUCGCCAAACGCUACGUACAGACGUGCAUAGUGCUCGGUUGUCCUGAGCUUGUCGGGAGCGUGCUCGACAAGGUCGGGGACACGUCUGCGCUCGAAGCGAAGUACGCACAGGAGUGUGCGCGGGCGGUGAUGCUCCCGGUAGUCGCAGCGUGUGUCGAGCGGCUGCGCGGCGCGCCAGAGAGCGUGCCGAAGGAGAGGCUCGAGAAGCUGAAGGAGACCGCCGUCAGGCUCUGUUUUGAGUGGUUCGUUGCGAACACGAGGGCCGUGACGCGACCGGACGUGGCGGCGCUCAUCGGCGCGGUCGUCGUCGAUGGAGACGCGGCGACGUUUGUCCAGAACGUCGUUCCGAAGCUCGAGCAGAUGAAGUUCAACGAGACGAGCAUCCGCGCGGUCAUCGACGAACUGCAUGCGCAGAGGGCGCGCUUCACCUUCCCCGACGGCUACACCGGCCGCACGCUCGACGGGGUCCUCUCCGGCUUCGUCGACACGUUCGUCGCCCUGUCCAAACCCCAGUCGCCCGCGGCGAUCACCGCGACGCUCGACUGGCUCCGGACGCUCGGCGCACCCGUGUUCUGGCAGCGCGCGCUCAAGCACUACGUCGACCCGCCGGGCGCGAACGCGCAGAGUGCGAAGACGCUGCUGGUCCCGCUUGCGCCUGCACUGCGGCAGUGGGGCACCACCCACGGUGUGCUCGACCAGCUGGGGCCCGCCUUCCAGGGCCUCGUGAAGACGUGGCUGAGGCUCGUGCUCGGACCUGCGCCGCCUGCCAACGCGACGCUUGCGAACCAGCUCGCCGGGCUCACCAGGUGGGGAUGCACAUGCGGCCACUGCACCGGCGCGAAGACGUUCCUGACGAAAGGCACCGGGCGGUCGAAGAUGCUGCACCGCAUCGGCGCGCCCUCACGGAAGCAUGUCGAGGGCUACCUGGCGGUGCAUGCGAGGGGCCUUGCCACGUACACGACGAUUCGGUCGUCGCCGCAGGGGUUGGAGGUGUCGGCGACUGCAUCUUCAGGGCUCGCCGCGGCAACCGGUGCGACUGUACCGGCACAGCCGGUGCAGGCGGCCCUCCCAAGCUCUGCGCCGUCUGCUGGCCCUGUCGAUCUUGCGGCGCCUUCACAGCUCCCAGCCGAUAUCGCUGCACCGAUAGGCUCGCCUGCAUUGCUGCAGCAGGUGCAGCGGCCUCCAGGUACCGUCGUUGCGCUCGCGAGAGUGCAGGACGGUGGGACGCCCGAUGCCGUGGCGGCGAGUACACCGGCCGUGGGUGCUGGAGCGGGAAUAGGUGGGGAGCCGCCGGCGAAGAAGAGGAAGAUGAUGCCUGUGCACCAGGAUGAGAUAAUUGACUUGACAUAG